This is a messenger RNA of Penicillium argentinense, 738 nucleotides long. RefSeq names its product phosphatidylglycerophosphatase. Gene Ontology annotation, molecular function: phosphatidylglycerophosphatase activity. NCBI's taxonomy places the organism in Eukaryota, Fungi, Ascomycota, Eurotiomycetes, Eurotiales, Aspergillaceae. The transcript has a single exon. The record is from RefSeq and is a predicted model, not a curated record. Bases 1 to 738 code for a protein of 245 amino acids.
AUGGCUGGGCCCCCAAAUUCCAAUCUCCGCGCAUUCAACCACGCCGUCCAGACCCUCGCCAAACAACCCUCGCAAUUCCUCCCACACCUCACGAUCCCGACUUUUACGCAUCUUCCCGAGGACUUAGGACCACAUCUUGUCGGCGCAAAUGCCAGCAUCCCAAAAACAUCCUCCGAAAAGGCGACUCCUCCUAGAAUCCCUACAAUCCGCGCCCUAGUCCUCGACAAAGAUAACACCCUCUGCCCGCCCAAAACAACCACUUUCCCACCGCAAAUUCUCUCCAAACUCGCCUCACUCCGACAAUCACCAACAUCCCCCUUCAAAAAUAUCAACAGCAUCCUCAUCGUCUCCAAUCGCGCCGGCAGCCACCCCAAAUACGAAGACGAGGUCUCAUCCCUCGAGUCCCAGCUCUCCCACCUCUCAAUACCCGUGUUCCGUCUGCCAGCAGGCACAGAGAAAAAGCCAUUCUGUGGCGAUGAGGUUGUACAAUGGUUCCGAGAGCGAGAGGUUGUCAAUUCUGCCGAUGAGAUUGCGGUGGUGGGAGACCGACUCGGGACGGAUGUUAUCAUGGCGCAGCUGAUGGGGUCGUGGAGUGUUUGGUGCAAGGAGGGCGUGUUUGAGCCCGGUGAGGCUGGGAAGCCGGAGCGCAAUAUCCUUGAGAAGAUGGAGGUUUGGAUUGAGGCGUUCUUGCGAGGGAGGGGGUAUACGGCGCCGAAACCCAAAGGGUGGGAUUCGUAG